This is a messenger RNA of Penicillium salamii, 2778 nucleotides long. Lineage: Eukaryota; Fungi; Ascomycota; Eurotiomycetes; Eurotiales; Aspergillaceae. The record is from the annotation of a GenBank genome assembly.
AUGGGAUCCAACAACCGAAAGAUCCCUCUCGUUCCCCUCGCCAAGGGCUCGGUACUCCUCCCCGGCGUGACUUUACGAAUCCCUGUCUCUAACCGCCCGGAUCUCGCCAAUCUCCUUUCAUCACUGGUCGACAAGCCUUCGAGGCGAGAUGCCAACCAUAUAACCUUCGGAUGUGUUCCGCUGAGCUCACCGUUCCUCAGCCGUGAUGGCCAACAGCUUCUGGAAGGAGCAGACUCCGACCAGGAGCGGAAAGGGGACUAUGAUACGAUUGAUGCCGGUCAGGCGCGCAAAGAUGAUCUUUUCCGCUAUGGAACCGUAGGAAAAGUCAUCGGAGUUCAGCGCCGGGCCUACUCCGAGCCGUUCUUGCUAGUCCAAGGCCAGCAGAGAUUCUCAAUUAAGAAGGUUCUACGUGACCGCCCAUACUUCGAAGCCGAAGUAUGUCUCCACGAAGAAAGUAACUCCGGUCAAAAUGACGAAGACGUAGCUGAUCUCUUCCAACAAUUGAGACAGCUCUCCCGAGAGCUUCUGACCCUCCUUCGUCUUUCCUCGCUACUGUCGGCGGCGUCUUCUCGUCUUUCGCCACUCGUUGCUCGGAAGUUCGAGCUAUAUAUUUCCAAGACAGAGUUGGCACAGGCAGGCAAGCUAGCGGAUUUCAUGGCGGAUGUCUCUGACGCCAGCUUUGAAGAGAAGCUACGCAUCCUUGCUUCCCUGGAUGUCAAAGAACGUCUGACCAGGGUUGUUGAGAUCCUCAGUCGACAGGCGCAACACAUUAAGAGUAGCGUUAAGGUGACCUCUGUUGGCUCAACAUCCUUCCCGUCUUCCGGGAUGGAUAUCAGCCAGAUUGAUCCCCGCGAACGCGAGAUUCUUGCAAAGCGCGCGAUGUCAGGAUUGACUGGCAUGACACCCCCUGGGAUGUCUGGGCGCGGUAACGAUGACGAUAAAGAGCCAAAUGAGGUGGAUGAGCUUCAACAGAAGUUGCAAGAUGCACAGCUCAGCCCCGAAGCCCGAAAGGUUGCGGACAAGGAACUGAAGCGUCUACGCAAGAUGAACCCGGCCAAUGCCGAAUACGGUGUCUGUCGGACCUACCUGGAAAAUCUGUCGGAGAUUCCUUGGACCAAGGUGACCGAGGAUCAGCUUGGCCCUGACACAUUGAAGCGAGCGAGGAAGCAGCUAGACGAGGACCACUAUGGCCUGGAUCGUAUCAAGAAGAGACUUUUGGAAUAUUUAGCUGUUCUGCGUUUGAAGCAGACGACCAAUUUCGAUGUCGAGCGUCAAAUUGGAGGACUCUCCCGGGAUCUGGACUCUUCUGCAGUUGGUGACGUUGAAAAGGAUGUGCCCCUGUUAUCCGAGUCUGAUCGAGUCGCAUUGGAGACUAAGCUUGAGCUUCUGAAAUCCAAGCGCAUGACUGACAAGUCACCCAUCUUGCUUCUUGUUGGACCACCCGGAACUGGAAAAACCAGUCUGGCCAGGUCAGUCGCUGCUUCGCUGGGCCGCAAGUUCCACCGCAUCUCUCUUGGUGGUGUUAGAGAUGAGGCAGAAAUCCGCGGUCACCGACGUACCUAUGUUGCCGCCAUGCCUGGUCUAGUCGUGAAUGGCUUGAAGAAGGUUGGUGUCGCUAACCCUGUCAUCUUGCUUGAUGAGAUUGACAAGGUUGGUGGUGCCAACUUCCAGGGUGACCCAUCUGCUGCUAUGCUGGAGGUCCUGGACCCCGAGCAGAACCACACCUUUACCGACCACUACAUCAACAUUCCCAUUGAUCUGAGCAAAGUACUUUUCCUCGCCACCGCCAAUUCCUUGGAGACUAUCCCCGCACCUCUCCUUGAUCGCAUGGAGACAAUUUCCCUGUCUGGAUACACGACCGUGGAGAAGCGUCACAUCGCCAAGCAACACUUGAUUCCUAAGCAGAUCAGGUCUAACGGACUGAGCGAGGGACAGGUCAACUUGUCUGACGAGGUGAUUGACAAGACAAUUACCUCGUACACCCGUGAAUCUGGUGUCCGUAACCUCGAACGGGAGCUUGGUUCUAUCUGUCGUCACAAGGCUGUUCAGUAUGCUGAUGCUGGUGAUGCCGAUCGUCUAGAUGAAUACAACCCCGUUGUGUCGGUUGAUGACCUGGAGGACAUUCUGGGCAUUGAGCGAUUCGAGGAAGAGAUUGCUGAAAAGCACGGUCGUCCUGGCGUAGUGACUGGACUCGUCGCCUACUCCACUGGUGGUCAGGGCAGUAUCUUGUUCAUUGAAGUAGCAGACAUGCCGGGCAACGGACGCGUCCAGCUGACUGGAAAGCUCGGUGACGUGCUGAAGGAGUCUGUCGAAGUAGCUCUCACAUGGGUGAAGGCGCACUCCUUUGAGCUCGGUCUCACCCAUGACCCGAAUGAGGAUAUCAUGAAGAGCCGAAGUCUCCACGUCCACUGUCCGUCCGGUGCUAUCCCUAAGGAUGGGCCCUCUGCCGGUCUUGCGCACACUGUCGCAUUGAUCUCCUUGUUCAGCAACAAGCCUGUCCCACCACAGAUUGCCAUGACUGGCGAGGUCUCGCUCCGUGGCCGAGUCAUGCCCGUUGGUGGUAUCAAGGAGAAGCUGAUCGGUGCUCACCGCGCAGGCGUCAAGACAGUUUUGCUGCCUGAUCACAACCGCAAGGAUGUCAAAGAAGUCCCGCAGGAAGUGCAGCAAGGUCUGGAAAUCAUAUAUGUCAAGCACAUUUGGGAAGGCCUUCGUCAAAUCUGGCCCGAUGCCCAAUGGCCGGGUCAGCAACAGAUGAACUUCGUCGAGAGUCGCCUGUAG